AGCGUACUUAAUUUUAUGCUCUACGUAAGAGGUAAUCCUAAAGAUUAUGAUAAAUGGGCUGCUGAUGGAGCAUAUGGUUGGAGUUGGAGCGAUGUAUAUCCGUAUUUUAUUAAGUCGGAACAUCAAACGGAUCCAAAUUAUGCUUACAAUGGUUAUCACAAUAUUGGUGGCUAUCAGGCAGUAUCUACAACCUAUUCAACUCCUCUUUUGCAAUCAUUUCUAGAAGCUGGAAAAUACUUGGGUUAUCCUAUCAUUCAAGAUGCUAAUGGACCAACACAAACUGGGUUUACGCCUGCUCAAGGUACUACAUAUAAAGGUCGAAGAUGGAGCACGAAAUCUGCAUUUUUAGACCCAAUAAAAGAUAGACAUAAUCUUGAUAUUGUCGUUAAUGCUUUUGUCACUAAGGUUCUUUUCGAUGAGACGAAAACAGCAAGAGGUGUUCUUGUUGAUAAAGGCGGACUUACCACUCUUGUACGUGCAAGAAAAGAAAUCAUUUUAUCAGCUGGAUCUAUUAAUACUCCUCAGUUGCUGAUGUUGUCGGGUAUUGGACCAAAAAUGCAUUUAGAGAAACAUAACAUUCCAGUGAUUGCUGAUUUGCCAGUUGGUAGAAAUCUGCAAGAUCAUAUAUUCGCUUUUGGUAUUGAAUUUUCUAUUAAAAAUAACGUCAGUCUAACGUUCGCAUCAACUUUUACAGUAGAUAAUGCCAAAAGAUAUCUGUUGAAACACGAUGGACCAUGGACGUCUCUGGGAGGAGUGGAAGGUUUCGGAUUUGUAAACUCGAAAUAUAAUAAACACAUAAACGAUUAUCCCGAUAUAGAGCUGCAUUUUAUCGGUGGUUCUAUAAUGUCUGAUGCUGGAUCGGUACAAAGACACGUUGUAGGUGUGAGGAAUGAGAUUUGGGAUGUAAGAUACAAGCCCCAUGCUACCGGUCACAGUUUUGGGAUUUUACCGGUUCUCCUUCGUCCGAAGAGUAGAGGAUACGUUACACUUCGUUCUGCUAAUCCCUAUGAUUAUCCCUUAAUCCAACCGAAUUAUCUAACUCAUCCUGAAGACUUGCUAACUCUAACUGAAGGUAUGAAAAUCGCAUUUGCUAUAGGAACAUCUCCAGCAUUUGAUAAACACGGACGAGAGAUAUUAACAAAUGCAAUGCCGGGAUGCGAAUCUUACGAAAGAUGGGGAGACGAGUAUUUUGCUUGUUUGGCUCGCACGUUAACAAGCACAAUCUAUCAUCCUGUGGGAACGUGUAAAAUGGGUGCUAUAAAGGAUCCAACUACUGUAGUCGAUCCAGAAUUAAGAGUAAAGCAUGUGAAGGGUCUUCGAGUAGUGGAUGCUUCUAUUAUGCCUGCAAUUAUAUCAGGAAACACAAAUGCCCCGUCUAUCAUGAUUGGAGAAAAGGGUUCUGAUCUGAUCAAACAAUCUUUACGAGAUCAUUUUAAAUAAGUUCAUCAUUAUUUUUGUAUUAGAAUUUUGUAAAUAAAGUAAAAU
Centruroides sculpturatus (bark scorpion) is the source of this 1485-nucleotide messenger RNA. Its product is annotated as glucose dehydrogenase [FAD, quinone]-like. The coding region runs from base 16 to 1440 and encodes 474 amino acids. The transcript is spliced from 9 exons. NCBI's taxonomy places the organism in Eukaryota, Metazoa, Arthropoda, Arachnida, Scorpiones, Buthidae. The record is from RefSeq and is a predicted model, not a curated record. Gene Ontology annotation, molecular function: oxidoreductase activity, acting on CH-OH group of donors; flavin adenine dinucleotide binding.